AAACAUUCCACCAUGCCUCUACCCUCACUACAUAUUGCCUUUCUUUUUCCCUUUUUUUCUUCUCACCAAACUAAAGCUUGGCUAAGAAAAUGAAGAUCUUCAACUGGGUGCAAAAGAGGUUCCAUCAUAACGUCCUCAAAGAUGGACUUGCUCGUAAUGUUAAGAAGACUGAUUCCAUUGCAAUCGAUUCCAACACCAAAGCUUUACUCCAACAGGUUGCACUUUCCGACUUGCUGGAUGGUUGGCGAGAAGGCAUUUUAGCAAUCGGCACUUUCGGUUUCGAUCCCUUGAAACAAAAUGACUACGAUAACGACGGUGGCGAAGAGGAAGCAGAGGAAGAAGAACGAUACACCGAAAACGUCAACAACGAAGAUGAAGACGAAUAUGUUGAGAAUGAUAGUGAUGAAGAAGUGAACCCAUUGAUGUUGAGCACUUUGAAGCACAGUUUUGAGGACGUUGAUCACGCCAUGUAUGGAGAAACUAAAGUUAUGAGGAUGGUUGAUGUGGUCGGUGGGUGUACUGAUCACGAAAUUGAGUUGGAGGCGACAGAGGGCCAUUCCGGAAAGCUGGGGAGAACUACACUGGCCGACCUCUUCUCCGAGGACUCUGACAUAAAAAAGAAGCACUGUCUUCUGCAACUGAACUCAGCUUCAUGCAAAAAGCCAUCUCUUCGUACCAAAAAUGGACUUUCUUUUGCCAAGAAACUCAUUCCUCAAGUUGCAGAGGAUUCACAUCCCAUCAAAAUGCUACGCCAAAUAAUGAGGAGGAUGUGGAAAAGGAAGAUCCAUCCAGAGCUUGAAGGCAAGGGUAAUAAAUUGGUGGGUCAAGGCAAGGCCACUCCACUUGAUGCUCUUGCUGAAAAGACGCGUCCAGCCACUCAAUCUGUCCCAGGUCAAGAAGAGAGAAGCCGAAUCUGUCCUCACUGUCAUUUUCCAAUGGAUAAGGAUGGUAAACAACGCCCUUUCUCAAAAGUAACACUACAAAUGUAUAAAACCAACAAGGAAACUGUCCAAUUAAUCCCAACACUGUUGUCCUCCCGAAUCCGAUGCAGUCUAUUUUCUGGCCCCGUGACAACAUCCUCACCGGGCUGUUUUGUCUGGCAAUAAAAGUGAUGCUGCUGCUAUAGCUUGAGCUUUGAGUGAUGAUGGAUGGCCUAAUCUGAUAAAUAUUAAUGUGUUACCGCGUGUUCUUAAAUAUGUUUGAUCUUUGGACAAUGUUGAUUCAUCAGUGUAUGUGAAAUAUGGAACCAUUGUGAUUUUCUUUUGUAAUCUUUGUAUUGCUGGUUGUUUUGAU
Hibiscus syriacus is the source of this 1293-nucleotide messenger RNA. Its product is annotated as protein TILLER ANGLE CONTROL 1-like. Gene Ontology annotation, biological process: morphogenesis of a branching structure. Lineage: Eukaryota; Viridiplantae; Streptophyta; Magnoliopsida; Malvales; Malvaceae. The record is from RefSeq and is a predicted model, not a curated record. The coding region runs from base 90 to 1106 and encodes 338 amino acids. The transcript has 6 exons.